GCGAGGGCCGCCGGGAGGCUGACGUGUCGGCGGGCGGCGGUGGCGGUGGCGGCUGCAGUAUGUCGAAGGUCACCUUUAAAGUCACGCUCACCUCCGACCCGCGGCUGCCCUACAAAGUGCUAAGCGUGCCCGAAAGUACACCUUUCACAGCUGUCUUGAAGUUUGCUGCUGAGGAAUUCAAAGUUCCUGCAGCAACAAGUGCCAUUAUCACAAACGAUGGAAUAGGAAUAAACCCUGCACAGACAGCAGGAAAUGUAUUUCUAAAGCACGGUUCAGAUCUACGGAUUAUUCCCAGAGAUCGAGUUGGAAGCUCUUAAUGUCUACUGAAAUCUUCUGGAAUAAGUGACAUUGGCAUGUAGCUAAGGUCUAUUUAUUUUGGGACUCUGCAUUGUGACUAAAGAAUUGGCCUUUUCAAAGCUACCCUAUAUGACUUGCCGAGAUCCAAUCUUUUUUUGUCACACAGAUAAAGUCUCAUUUUCUUGUUAAAGCAUAAUAAAUAAUGCACUGGUUAUUUCUUUACUGAUAUUUUUCAAUGGGGUGAUCCUAUUGAAAAAAAGAUGGAUGUCUCUAAAGAUGUUUAUUACUGAAAAUGCAAGAGUAAACUCAACCACAAUAAGUAAUUAUUUAAAAUAUUACAUAUUGUCAAACUGAGUUUGUGG
Messenger RNA from Centrocercus urophasianus (Greater sage-grouse), 659 nucleotides. RefSeq names its product ubiquitin fold modifier 1 (gene UFM1). Gene Ontology annotation, biological process: protein K69-linked ufmylation. The record is from RefSeq and is a predicted model, not a curated record. Gene Ontology annotation, cellular component: cytoplasm; nucleus. NCBI's taxonomy places the organism in Eukaryota, Metazoa, Chordata, Aves, Galliformes, Phasianidae. The transcript is spliced from 6 exons. Bases 60 to 317 code for a protein of 85 amino acids.